This is a messenger RNA of Beauveria bassiana ARSEF 2860, 963 nucleotides long. RefSeq lists its product as uncharacterized. Lineage: Eukaryota; Fungi; Ascomycota; Sordariomycetes; Hypocreales; Cordycipitaceae. The coding region runs from base 1 to 963 and encodes 320 amino acids. The record is from RefSeq and is a predicted model, not a curated record. The transcript has a single exon.
AUGUCCGACUCACGCGUGACCGGGAAUAAUUCCGGUCUCGAAAGCGAGGGUCUUGCCCUCGAAGCAGGCGUGACCUUUCUGUCCUCUUACAGCCCGGCGAGGCUUACCCAUCUUCGCCAGCCCGUGCCCAGCGACCUUCCCUCACAUCUAGACGCGAGCAUCUUUACGUUCCAGGAUGCUCUUGAAGAUUUGAUCACCGUCUCUCAGGGUAAUCCGCUACCUGAUAUCCACUCUCGGUAUCAGCAGAGCCGGAUGCUGCGUCAGAUGUAUCCCCAUGGUGAGCCCACCUGGCUCUGGAUCAAGCGUCUCGAGUCCCAGGGUCUCAUCCGUCCGGCCCGAGGGUCUAAUUUUGCACGCGCGUCUCAAGCCGGCUUUGAUGAGCUUCAGAGAUGCUUGGAGGAAGAUACGGAAGAGCUCUGGCGCAGCAUCCGCGACGACCCCAGGAACCAGGAAGCGGCGGCCCAGUUUGGCAAGGUUUUUAGAGAAAUUCGCGAUUGGGUUCCCGGCCAUAAUAGCCACAACUCCCAACGGAGCGAUUCGAAGAAUACAACUAAGACGGAGCCUGAUCAUUUUGAUGAUCUCUAUUCGGCAAUUAACUCAGCCUUUGCCGACGGUCGAAGCGCUUGGGAUGCACUUCAACGAACCAUCAACAAGGAUGUGCCGCGGCGGAUGGUUGAGCUCGAGCGUCAAAUGGGGGAUUGUUUCAGAGAGAACAAGUCUCCGGCCCUGACUGGAAAUCCUGUCGACGACGACGGAAAAGAGACAAGGUCUGAGUGGGUGGACGCCUUGGGGUAUAAGCACACGACCACUAAGCGCAAACUUUAUGACGAAAAUGGCAAAGAAAUUGGCUCGUCUAUUUCCAUUACCAUUGGAUCAGCAGAUGACGAUAAUUCAAACGUCAUUGAAAACAGCGACGGCAACACAGACGAUGCUGGCAAGAGGAAACGCGGCUGGUUCUGGUAA